AGAGGCAGAGGCUUCCCGUGCUGCUUGUCGGGAGAGAACAUUAGGAAUGCCUUUCAGUGCCUGGCUUCCUGAGCUAUCCUCUGGUAACCAAGCAGCUUAGAGCAAUCUGAUCACACUUCCCCUCAGCCCCGCAGGAAUCAGAAUGCAGACCAAAUACAGCAGCGAGAGGGACGUGAGGGACAUGCUGGAUGACGAUGAGGACACCACCAUGAGCCUGCAUUCUCGAGCCUCUACUCUCACCUGGCGGCCAGAGCCCAGACACACAGGGUUCGAACUCAUGAUUGCCUGCUUGCAAGAGCUCAGGACUCCUCUUUCUACUUGGCGCCCAGUGGCCCUGACGCUGCUAACUUUGUGUCUGGUGUUGCUGGUUGGCCUGGCAGCCCUGGGCCUUGUGUUUUUUCAGUUCUACCAGCUCUCCAACAUUCAGCAAGCCAUCAUCACUGAAAAGGAGGAGAGGCUGGGGAACCUGUCCCAGCAGCUGCAGUCUCUUCAGGUUAAGAACAAGAAGCUCGUGGACACUCUGCAGCGUGUGGCUGAAAAACUCUGCCGUGAGCUCUAUAAUAAAAGUGGGGGACCCAGGUGCAGCCCUUGUCCAGAAAAAUGGAAGUGGCACGGGGAUAAAUGUUACCAGUUCUACAGAGAAAGUAAGAGUUGGCAGGGCUGUGAAUAUUUUUGCAGUGCUGAGAACUCUACUAUGCUGAAGAUAAAUGCACAAGAAGUUUUGGAUUUUUCCAUGCUUCAGAGCUACUCUGAGUUUUUCUACUCUUAUUGGACAGGGCUCUCCCGCAACGGCAGUGGCGAGGCCUGGCUGUGGAUGGAUGGAACACCUUAUUCCUUUCAACUGUUCGAGAUAAUAAUAGAUGCCAGCAAUCUGAGAAGCAGGGACUGUGUGACCAUCCUCAAUGGCAAGGCCUUCUCCAAAGACUGCAGGGAGCUCAGGCGGUGUGCCUGUGAGCGGACGGCUGGAAGAGUGGAUCCUGAGAAGCUCCACUAGCUGCUGAGUUUGGGGCGUUCAUGUUCAACUCCAACACAAAGGUCAGGCCAUGUGAGGCCAGUGCAAGGGAUGAGCAGUAUGAGACACUGGAAGUAGAAGAUACUCAAGGAAAGCAAUUGCUUGUCUCCUGCUCAGGAUCACCGGCCUUUCUGAGCUUGAGCUUUUUGCACAAACACACCAUGGACCAUUAACUGGCCCCAGAAACCUGUGAAGCUGUCAUCUACCUUUUUGACUUAGAGAUAAUUUUUUAGUUCUUUUCCUUCUCAGUACCCAGUUUUACUUCUUUAUUUCCUUUCUUCCUUUUGUUUAAAGAAGAAAGUAUCUUACUGAAGUAAAAGAAUUCAGUGGAAAUGGUAUCAUUUGCUCCAACAGUCAGUGGACUAGGACAAAUUAACAGACAUUUACCAUACUUGCUGCUAAAUACCUAAUUUUGUUUGUUCCCGUUUUAUACUUUUUCAGUCUCUCAGUAAGACUCAAUCUGCUUUGCCAAUGGUCAGCUUUCCAACUGAUGUAUCAUUCUUGAUGAGAUGUUAACUUCUAAUAGGUAUACCUCUUUGUGCCUGGGAAGAUUUCAAGAACUGCUUCUUUCCCCUAGGAGUUUAUUAUCAGUAUUUACAACUAAAGUAUUUACAACCUAAGAAUCACUGCCCUUUCAAGGAAAUUGAAGAUGAGCAAGAAAAAAGUGUCUCUUAAUUGUAUCUGGCACCUUGGAUUUAGUUCUUACUGCCUCCUAUUUAAUCAGUGUUUAUGUCUUUCAGGUACUAAGGAUUUAAUAAUAAUAAUAAUAAAUUAAAUAAUGUGAAGAAUGUGUAGUUUUAUAAUGGAUGUGUGAUUUGGGAGGAAAUCUAUUAUGAGUAUACUUUUCAAAAUAUAAUAAUGAUUCUUCUGGU
This is a messenger RNA of Cavia porcellus (domestic guinea pig), 1884 nucleotides long. It is a transcript of the gene Clec1a, whose product is annotated as C-type lectin domain family 1 member A. The transcript has 7 exons. Gene Ontology annotation, biological process: signal transduction. Bases 143 to 994 code for a protein of 283 amino acids. Gene Ontology annotation, cellular component: plasma membrane. NCBI's taxonomy places the organism in Eukaryota, Metazoa, Chordata, Mammalia, Rodentia, Caviidae. Gene Ontology annotation, molecular function: transmembrane signaling receptor activity. The record is from RefSeq and is a predicted model, not a curated record.